AUGCAUCCAACCCACAAUUAUCGACACUCUCGCCGGUCCGCUUGUGAUCGUUGUCGGGGUCAAAAGCUGCGAUGCGAGCGCGAUCAUAUGAAUGGCAUGUCUUGUGAGCGUUGCAUCAAGGCUCAGGAAGUAUGUAUCACAAGUAUGAACCAGCCUCCACCGGCUGUCUUGCCUUCAAACCAUGGGCACAGUCAAGUUGCCCGAGACGAUUGUGAGAGCCAAAGAUUUAAUCAAGGGCAUGAAUCAAUGUCUAUUCUUCAUAAAUCAUCUGCUACAAGAGUGAAGAAGACGCCAAACUCUCCAAAUACAUUCCAAGGGAGGCAAAAUAUGAAAGAGCACCACUACUGGGGAGGAGUAGCGCCAACGCCAGUCUUUCCUGAAGGCAACUUCCUUUUGUCCUCGGGGGACAUUGGGUUAAACAUGCCCAUGGAGUUUGGAAACAUCACGUCUCCUAUUGAGCAAUGGGGUCAUCAUCAAACAAACUGGUCAUUCGACGGUUAUAACUCGCUUUCUGAUUGGAUGCCAUCAGAUCAACUGUAUCCUUACGAGGCAAACACUUGCUUUCCCUCUCCUUUCACCAGUAAUGCUCCACCAGGCCCCAGGCAAGCCACCGAGAUGGAAAUCCCCCAGUUUUUUCAAGCUAAAAAUUUCAUCUACGGCGAGAACGAAUCUCUCUUUCCAACAAAUGACAUUCCGGAUCCUGGAUGGAUAAAUCAUCCAACCCUUUCAACCACAAGUAAACUUUCGUCAAUUACAACAAACCGCAAAACCCUUCACUCUACGCAAGCUAUUUGCAAGAGUCUUUUGGGGUUGAAGAUGGGCCUCCUUGAAGAUUUGGAGCUGUUCGAGACUGGGUCAAUGCUCCUUGAAUCUUCAUCCCUCUUCUACGAAAAUUCCAAUUUGUCAAUUGAAACACUCGACCUUCCAAUAUUUCGCUUGCUUGACCACUCUUCUUGGCUCUUGGCAAUUGUUCGCUCUUCGUGUGGUACAGUGGAAGAGAGUUUGGAUGAUGCAUUUGGCGCACCACGAUUUCAACCAGACAGCAGCGGAUAUGAAGACCCUUGUUCUUUUCUUGCAGAAGGUAAUGAAAAGGCUUUGGAUGAGGAUAUCACAACAGCGUCCCCGCAUGAUUCCGGUUAUCAUACCGCGACGACAUCGCCGGAUCCAACUAUGCCUCCCACAAUCCCAAAGUGCGAUAUAGCACUAUGGCUGGGCAUGCUGGAGGCACAUUGCUUACUAGUUCGCAUCUAUCGUGCUGUUUUCAUGCGCUUGUAUCAGUUGUUUCUCAUUAUUCCUCCAGUCGAUGCAGCCACAAUUCUGUUGUUACCAAAAGUACGGUUCGAGCACUUUUGUUUGGAUGGAAACCUCAUUACCCAAGUUCAAUCAUUGGUUGAUUUUAGCUCAGCAAUGAUGGGGAAGCUUGAUCGGGUCUUUAAAUUGCGGCCAUGUCCAACUCAACUGGAAAAGAAUCGAGGGUUUGAUCUGACCGAACCAGUCCGUCAGAAGGAUUGGUCAACCUCGAUACGUGACAUUGUCCUCGCACAGCAAGAAGAUCCGUGUGAAAUGUCUUUGAUGGAAUUAAUGGAGCGUUUGCGGCAGCUUGUCAAAGAUCCCCUCAAUAUCUAA
Messenger RNA from Penicillium coprophilum, 1626 nucleotides. RefSeq names its product Zn(II)2Cys6 transcription factor domain-containing protein. Gene Ontology annotation, molecular function: zinc ion binding; DNA-binding transcription factor activity, RNA polymerase II-specific. Gene Ontology annotation, biological process: regulation of DNA-templated transcription. The record is from RefSeq and is a predicted model, not a curated record. The transcript has 2 exons. The coding region runs from base 1 to 1626 and encodes 541 amino acids. Lineage: Eukaryota; Fungi; Ascomycota; Eurotiomycetes; Eurotiales; Aspergillaceae.